Molecule: messenger RNA, 1305 nt
Organism: Drosophila erecta
Lineage: Eukaryota; Metazoa; Arthropoda; Insecta; Diptera; Drosophilidae
Gene: elm
Product: calcineurin B homologous protein 1
Exons: 2
Coding region: 149-718 (189 amino acids)
Molecular function (GO): calcium ion binding
Source: RefSeq, a predicted model, not a curated record
GAUUUUUGGCAUUUUCCAGCUACUACGCCCGCAAUUUGGCUGUACACAAAUCGGACUUCUGAUCCAAUCCAAAUCCAAUGCCAUUCAAUGCUCGACUACGAUUGUUGAAAGUUUAAACACACCGAUCGACGCACAACACACCAUCACCAUGGGCAAUAAAUCGUCGCUUUUCCUGCGGAACGAGGAGAUCGCGCAAAUCCAGGAGGAGACUGGCUUCACCCCCAACCAAAUUGAGCGACUUUACUCCCGCUUCACCUCGUUGGAUCGCAACGAUUGCGGAACCCUGUCUCGGGAGGAUCUGAUGCGAAUACCGGAACUAGCCAUUAAUCCGCUGUGCGAGCGGAUAGUGCACUCCUUCUUUGCUGAGAGCAACGACGAUCGGGUGAACUUCCGGCAGUUCAUGAACGUCCUGGCCCACUUUCGCCCGCUGAGGGAUAACAAGCAGAGCAAGCUCAACAGUCGAGAGGAGAAGCUGAAGUUCGCCUUCAAGAUGUACGAUCUGGAUGACGACGGUGUGAUCAGCAGAGACGAGCUGCUAUCAAUUCUGCACAUGAUGGUCGGGGCGAACAUAAGCCAGGACCAGUUGGUCAGCAUUGCGGAAAGGACGAUCCUGGAGGCGGACCUGUGCUGCCAGGGCAAGAUUUCGUUCGAGGAUUUCUGCAAAGCUCUGGACCGCACCGACGUGGACCAGAAGAUGUCUAUACGGUUUCUCAACUAAGCUGGAUUUAGGGAUCACAAGGAAAGCGAGCUUCUUAGUCAGUGUGUACCAAAUAGUUUAGGGUGAAGUUAGUCGAGAGGCAUUCCGGCGGGUUUCUGAAACCUCUGAUUUGGAAACAGUGGUUACUGUGCUUAUUAUACCAGUAGUGUUUUUAAGCAUUUAGAAGAUUCAAUUUAAUGAAAAGUGUCGCAAUGUUUUUUAAACCUCAGAAAUUUUGCAUAAAGCUUAUCUAAGAUAUUGCAUUCUAGUUAAACAAAAAUUUCAUAGUUUUGAAGUCAUUAUUUGUUUUGAUCACAAGUCCUACUGGAAUCUUGAAAAAUUGUUUGGAAAUCUGAUCAUAUAUUUAUGAUAAAAAUAUAAAUAAAUAUUUUGUUGUCUUAUAUUUACACUCCGAAAAAUCAAUUAAAUAUCUCUUAGGCUUCAGAAACGAUCCGGAUUUACUUGUAUUAGUAGUUGUUAUGAAGAAAGAGAUGCAGAUUUCAUUUUGUUAAAACCUUGUUUUUAUAAUUACAAACUCAUUCCGCUCAACGUAAAUUCUAACUUAGUGUUCAUCUGCUUACGAAUAAAAGCAACGCGGAUUAGCAUAA